GGGAGUGUGGUGAAUCGGUGUUUCGUCGUUUAUGGGGCUGCGUUUGUAUAUAGUGCAUGUAUAAUUUUUGUAUGGAUUUUUGUCAUUUCUUACCUUUGCCAUGCGUAACUGCAAUACAUAGAAAUAACCCGAAUAAGAUACGUCUUGUUUUUGUAACAUUCUGUUUACGAGCGGAGCAGCUUGCACAUUGAUAGCCAUACUAUUAUAGCCAUAACAUCGUUGUAAAGAUGCAUAUUUUUACCAAAUAAUCCGACGUUGGGCAUUUCCUGGUGGAUCCACCUCGGAGGACGUAGCCUACUGUUAUAUUGACGGAGCGCAUCGGAACUAAUAAUCCAGAGAUGGAACGCCUAUUGUUUGUGGUGAUUCUCUAUGCUCUUCCAUCUUUCGUUGUGCCCAUACAUAAUUCAUCAACUGGAGGCUGUGCUAUCAUCCGGCCUCCCAGAGAUGGGGGGAUCCGCUACAGAGGCCUGACACAGGAACAGAUCCGCAGUGUGCAGAUCCUCCCUGUGGAUUAUGAGAUAGAGUACAUCUGCAGAGGAAACAGGGUGAUUGUGGGACCUAAGGUCAGGAAGUGCUUACCCAACGGCACAUGGACGGACUUGACGCUGCACAGCACAUGUUUGCUGCUGUGCCCGCGGGUGUGGACCUCCCUGGAGAACGGCCGGGUGAUGGUGAAGCCCCCCGGGCCGCCGGUGGAGGGCACGGUGCUCCACUACAGCUGCCACGCCGGCUUCAUCCUGGAGGGCAGAAACAUCAGCCAUUGCACUAAACUGGGAAAGUGGGACGCGCCUAAACCCACCUGCCUCUAUGACAGAAACUACACAGGCAAGAAGAAGCUGUACAUCGGAGCGCUGUUCCCCAUGAGCGGAGGCUGGCCCGGCGGGCAGGCGUGUAUGCCCUCCGCUCAGAUGGCCCUGGACCUGGUGAACAACCGGAGCGACAUCCUGCCAGACUACGAACUGGAGCUCAUCCACUACGACAGCAUGUGUGACCCAGGAGAAGCCACCAAGUUGCUGUAUGACCUUCUGUACACCGAGCCCAUCAAGAUCGUGCUGAUGCCCGGCUGCAGCGGCGUCUCCACGCUGGUGGCCGAGGCUGCUCGCAUGUGGAACCUCAUAGUGCUGUCCUACGGCUCCAGCUCGCCGGCGCUUUCCAACCGCCAGCGCUUCCCCACCUUCUUCCGCACACACCCGUCGGCCACCCUUCAUAACCCCACCAGGGUGCGGCUUUUCCAGAAGUGGAAGUGGACCCGCAUUGCCACCAUCCAGCAGACCACCGAAGUCUUCACCUCAACUCUGGACGAUCUGGAGCAAAGGACGAAGGAGGCAGGCAUCGAGAUCAGCGUUCGUCAGAGUUUCCUCACCGACCCGGCUGUCGCUGUCAAAAACCUCAAGCGCCAAGAUGCAAGGAUCAUUGUGGGGCUCUUUUAUGAGACCGAAGCCAGGAAGGUGUUCUGUGAGGUGUUCAAGGAGAAGCUCUAUGGGAAGAAGGUUGUGUGGUUCUUGAUAGGCUGGUACGCAGACAAUUGGUUCAAGAUCAAAGACCCAGCGAUCGACUGUACUGUGGAGAACAUGACGGAGGCCGUGGAGGGUCACGUGACCACCGAGAUCGUCAUGCUGAAUCCUGAGACGGUCCGCGGCGUCUCCAACAUGACGUCGCAGGAGUUUAUCGCCGCCCUGAUGUCUCGUCUCGGUGGAAAGAACCCAGAGGACACCGGGGGGUUUCAGGAGGCUCCUCUCGCCUACGAUGCAGUGUGGGCUCUGGCCCUCGCCCUCAAUAAGACCGUGGCCCCCCUGAAGGCUAAGGGUCGACGACUGGAGGAUUUCAACUACAACAACCAUGACAUCACCUCCGAGAUCUACAGGGCCCUCAACACCAGCUCCUUCGAAGGUGUUUCGGGCCAAGUGGUGUUUGACGCCCAGGGAUCCAGGAUGGCGAUGACUCUUAUCGAGCAACUGCAAGGAGGCAGUUACAAGAAGAUCAGUUACUAUGACAGCUCCCAGAAGAACCUCUCCUGGUUUGGCAAUGAUGUUUGGAUAGGUGCUGGACCUCCGGCCGAUCGGACAGUGGUGAUCGAAGAGUACCGCUACUUGUCUCAGAAGCUGUUUGCAGCUUUGUCCGUUUUCGCUGGCCUCGGCAUCCUGUUCGGCAUCGUCUGUCUGACCUUCAACAUCUACAACGGAAACGUCCGGUACAUCCAGAACUCUCAGCCGUACCUGAACAACAUGACAGCGGUGGGCUGCAUGAUGGCUCUGGCUGCUGUGUUCCCGCUGGGGAUUGAUGGUCACCACGUCCACAGAUCUCAGUUCCCCGUCGUCUGCCAGUUCCGCCUGUGGCUCCUUGGCCUCGGAUUCAGCCUGGCGUACGGCAGCAUGUUCACCAAGAUCUGGUGGGUCCACACCCUCUUCACGAAGAAGGACGAAAAGAAGGAGAAGAAGAAGCAACACUUGGAGCCAUGGAAACUCUACGCAACAGUUGGAGUGCUGCUGGCUAUCGACUUCUUGUCACUCAUGAUCUGGCAGAUUGUGGAUCCCCUGCACAUUACGGUGGAGAAGUUCACAAGGGAGGCCCCUAAAGAAGAUUUGGAUGUCCUGAUUCAGCCCCUGCUGGAGCACUGCAGCUCAGAGAAGAUGAACACGUGGCUCGGUGUGGUUUACGGCUACAAGGGUCUCCUGCUGCUCCUGGGGAUAUUCCUGGCCUACGAGACCAAGUCCGUCUCCACAGAGAAGAUCAAUGACCACCGGGCCGUGGGGAUGGCUAUUUACAAUGUCGCUGUGUUGUGCCUGAUCACGGCUCCGGUGACCAUGAUCCUGACCUCGCAGCAGGACGCUUCCUUUGCCUUCGCUGCUCUGGCAGUCGUCUUCUCUGCCUACAUCACUCUGGUGGUGCUCUUCGUACCCAAGAUGCGGCGUCUCAUCACCCGCGGCGAGUGGCAGUCGGAGCAGCAGGACACUCUGAAGACCGGCUCGUCCACCAACAACAACGACGAGGAGAAGUCCCGACAGCUGGAGAGAGAGAACAGGGAGCUGCAGAAGAUCAUCCAGGAGAAAGAAGAGAGAGUUUCCGCACUCCGCAACCAGCUGGCUGAGCGACAGGCUUUACGCAACCGCCGCAGACCCUCCUCUGGCCAGAAUCAGAACCACAACACCCCCCCGCCCUCUUCCCAGCCCGACCCCAAGUCUCUGCUGCCCCCGCCCGGAUACCCCAACCCCACCACGGACAAUCACUCCCUCCCGCCUUCCUUCUCCAACUCCUCCAACCUUUACCCGGCCGACAGCAAGAUGAGUCGCAACCACUGUCAGAACAGCCAGAUCCCACUGCUGUACAAAUAGGCAAGGCACCGGGAGAGGGGAGGGGAGUGUGGGGGGAGGGGAGUGUGUGGGGGGGGGGGGCAACAGUCACACACACACACAGGGACACAAAACACAAUGACACACUGUGACUUUCACUUGUUUGGGGCACAGCGGUGUAGUGACACUGUUUUAAAAAAACGGCGUGGAAGCACAAAUAAGUUCACAGGAGCGCUGUACACGCGGCAGCUUCGGGGGGGAUUGCGCAGGUAACACCCGUUCCUCACAGUUUUGAUCUCACUGCGUCCGACCCAGCAACGAGGCACUUGUGACUGUCCAGACUAGCAGCACUCGAGGUCCUUUUUUUUUCAAAGUGAACAGAAAGGUCUCUUAAUCAUUCCUCUCCCCCAUUCGUUAUCUCGUUCUGUUGUGGAGACACCUCGCCGAGGAUCUUAAAAGGAAACGUUUGUGUCUUUGUUAUAUCGUCUCCACCGUUCGUCUCUCGAGUUUGUUGACUAGGCAAGCACACACAGUAGUGGUUUAUAUUGUUCUGUAAUAUCUGACCUGUUUUGUCAUGGGGUUGUUGUUAAAUGAUUUGUUUACUUUUCAGGGGAGUUGUGGAAAUGGAAUUUACAAAAGGGACAAAGGAUUGUAAAGUCCGCUGAGCGCCACCGCGUGGAUACUGGUUUCACUGAAAGAUGAUAAUGUGCAUUAUUAAAUAGCCAUAAUUUAGAAAGGGCCUAAGAGCUUGGCAUGUAUGGAUGUCUGUUGUCAAGACUGUGUAUUCAAGUACAACACUGCAUCUAAAAAAAACAAAACAGUCCUUUGCUGAAUAUUAACUAAUUUCAAAGGAGGAAAGCUUUCUCAUGUUAAGGGAAACUUUUGAAAGUUUUGCCAUUUGCGAUGAUGUUUACAUUGUAUUUUUUGAGAUUUGUGUUGUACCUUUUUAGCAGUAAAGAACAGUCGUAGCCAUCAAAUAACUCCCCCUGCUGCAGCCAUAGUCAAUGCAGCUGAUUCUCACAUUUUGUCGGGAAAACUCCAACAUGCCAGAAGAAUAGUUUGUACUUUCUUCCUCCUGGAACUGAAAGCCAAUUUAUAUUUUUCACAGCAGCAGUGCGGUGAGACGUGGGGCUUCUAUGAUGGCUAUUUCUGUGGGUCUUCAAAGAAAGCACAGUUUUUAUACACAUUAUUCUUGUGAGCCUUUUUUUUUAUAGGAUGUUUUUCUUACGUUUUUCCAUAACAGACAAUCUGGAUGGAUGCUAUAUUUUAUUUAAUUUUUUUUCAUUUUGCCUUUGGGUAAAUUGUAAAUGUAUCAAAGAAGGAUGUACGUAAAGUUAUGUGACAAACUGUAUUUAUUCAGCAGUUAAUCUGGAGGUACUAUUUCAUUCAUGAGCUAUUUCCAGAUGUUAUAAAAGCACUGAUAUCUGAACAGCUUUAUCAGCAGGUAAAACAAUACUUUGUCAAAUAUUUUUUCAAAUAUAUAUGUCAGUGCGCACUUUAAACUGAACAAACUAUGGUUAUUCCACUUCAUGUUUGCUGGUAUUCUAAUACAUUUUAGCUCAGGGUAUGGAGGAGGACAUCAAUGAAUGAAAUAGGCCAUAUGUAUUAACUGUGCAGUACCUGGAAGAGAUAGUGUAACAUACGAAUGCAGACAUCAUUUAGGAGUUGUUCCAUUAUCUUGCACAUAUAUGACAAUAUAUAUGGAUUUGGGGAUAUUUGUAUUCACUAUAUAUAAGAUCGUAAAUGUUAAUAUAUUUCAGAGUAUGUGUAUGCAAAUAUAUGGGUACCAUAAAUAAAAAUAAUUGUUUUUUCAUUGGGUA
Notothenia coriiceps (black rockcod) is the source of this 5110-nucleotide messenger RNA. RefSeq names its product gamma-aminobutyric acid type B receptor subunit 1. Gene Ontology annotation, molecular function: G protein-coupled GABA receptor activity. The record is from RefSeq and is a predicted model, not a curated record. The coding region runs from base 339 to 3332 and encodes 997 amino acids. The transcript has 24 exons. Gene Ontology annotation, biological process: G protein-coupled receptor signaling pathway; gamma-aminobutyric acid signaling pathway. NCBI's taxonomy places the organism in Eukaryota, Metazoa, Chordata, Actinopteri, Perciformes, Nototheniidae. Gene Ontology annotation, cellular component: membrane; G protein-coupled receptor heterodimeric complex.